GCCGGCGGGUCGCGUGGCCAUGGCGGAGGUGGUGCUGGAGGAGCUCUCGGCCUUGGCCGCGAUUUUCUGCGGGCAGGAUGAGUGGGAGGUGCUGAGCCGCUCAGAGACAGAUGGGACCGUGUUCAGAAUUCACACAAAAGCCAAUGGCCUUACGGAUGCAGAUAUACCCUUAGAAUUGGUGUUUCAUUUACCAGUCACUUACCCUUUGUGUCUACCAGCGAUCUCGAUUACCUCUGAACACCUGACCAGGGCCCAGUGUGUGACUGUGAAAGAGAAAUUACUUGAGCAAGCAAAGAAUCUUUUGUCAGAACCCAUGGUUCACGAGCUUAUCCUCUGGAUUCAGCAGAAUCUCAGACACAUCCUCAACCAACCAGAAACAGCAAGUGGCAAUGAAAAGUGCACUUUCCCAACAAGCACAAUUGUGGAAGAUGGAUUGUGGAUAACUCUUUUGCAUUUAGACCACAUGCGAGCAAAGACUAAAUAUAUCAAGACUGUGGAGAAGUGGGCUUCAGAUUUAAGGCUGACAGGAAGACUGAUGUUCAUGGGUAAAAUAAUACUGAUUUUACUACAAGGAGACAGAAACAACAUCCAGGAAUACCUGAUUCUCCAGAAAACCUCCAAAGUAGAUGUGGACUCAAGUGGAAAGAAAUGCAAAGAGAAAAUGAUUAGUGUACUGUUUGAAACAAAAGUACAGACAGAACACAAAAGGUUUCUGGCAUUUGAAGUCAAAGAGUAUUCAUCACUGGAUGAGUUACAAAAGGAAUUCGAAUCUGCAGGACUUAAGAAGAUUUUCUCUGAAUUUGUUCUUGGGCUGGUAAAAUAAAAUGGAAGACAGGAGUCUUCUAAUGAAACUACAGUGUUUUUGUUUGUUGUUUUUUGUGUGUGUGUGUUGGAUUUGGGGAGUAGCUAAUUGACAUAAUUUUAAGGGAACAAUUUUUAAAGUUUCUCUGAAGAAAAAUGAUAGAUACCAUUCUAACUUCAGGAACAAAAGCCAAAUUUGUUUUAUGGAAAAAUGAAGAUUAAGAAAAUCACAACUAUAUUUUAAUGUUUGCCAGGACAACUUAGGUCCAUUAGAUGGAACAUUAUUUGAAAGAUAAAUUAAAAAGGUGAUAGUAAAUGAGCCCUUGUUUUUAUGUGUAGGAUUUGUUUGGAACUAUACAAUUUUCUGGCUAAUUUUCUUGUAAUUAAAUGAUUUUUCUAAAGAGAUUUGUUUUCACAUUUACUUAAAACAUUUUUAGCAUUUGAUCACAUUUUUUUUCCAUUCAGCUUAUUAUGUCUAAUGUUUUAAGUUGAAUGCUAGGAAAAAUAUAACACUGAUUUCUUUGUGGAAUUGCAUAAAUCAUUAGUUUGUUUAAAUACAAACCAAAAAAUUCUAUAGAACCUGAUUUAAAAUUGCUCUCUUUAGUGUCCCAGAAUAGCAUGUUACUUGCUAGCUGUAAGACUAGAGAAUUGAUUUAAAUUAAAAUUUUUUAUGUGAAAAAUUUACUUUCUGGUUUUAUAUGGGGAGAAAUGUUUCACACAAAAUGACUUGCUGGAUGGGGGAAAUUAUACGGAGGUACUUUUUUUAAUUUCUUAUGAAAUUUAUUAAAGCAUGGUAAUCUUAAAAUGCAUUUAUUAUGCCAUAAAAUAAAAGCUUGUAUUAAAAUUUAUAACGAAAGUGUAAGUCGACAUUUUUGCCUGAGAAAGGAUAUGUGUGUACGAG
Molecule: messenger RNA, 1702 nt
Organism: Choloepus didactylus (southern two-toed sloth)
Lineage: Eukaryota; Metazoa; Chordata; Mammalia; Pilosa; Megalonychidae
Gene: RWDD3
Product: RWD domain containing 3
Exons: 4
Coding region: 20-823 (267 amino acids)
Biological process (GO): positive regulation of hypoxia-inducible factor-1alpha signaling pathway; positive regulation of protein sumoylation
Molecular function (GO): protein binding
Source: RefSeq, a predicted model, not a curated record